GGAAACAUAUAUCAAGUGCAAAAGGAGAACAAUGUGACUGAUAAAACAACUAAAGUAUCGUGUCUGCUGUGUGAGGAGGGUCACAUAUUGGAGUUGUGCCCCAGAAUGGAGAAGAAGCUGCACAGAGAGAAAAUUGACUUUCUAAAAGCCAAAGGUGUUUGUUUUGGGUGUUUGACUGUUGGACAUAUGAGCAAAGAUUGUCAUAGACGUCUGUCUUGCAAGUUGUGUAACCUGAAACAUCCUACCUGCCUCCACAUCCAUUCAAGAGAAAGGGAAAUCAAAUCAGAGGACACAUAUCAAGAAACAAGUCAUGCAGUUUCUCCUAAGACUUGUGGCCAUAUAGGGGCCGGGGCGCAAGACCAUGUUUUGCCAAUUGUGCCUGUACAAAUCAAGGCUGUAAAAGGCAGUAAGAUGUUAAAAACUUAUGCAUUUUUAGAUCCCGGCAGUACAGCAACUUUCUGCUCUGAACGACUCAUGAGGGAACUAAAGGUGAGAGGAAAGAACGCCAAGAUCCUGUUGAGAACCAUGAGCCAAGAAAAGAUUGUCGACAGUCAUGUUAUCUCAGGACUGGAGGUAUCUGCACUUAAUAGUAACACUUUCUUUGAAUUACCUGAUGUAUUCACACAAUAUGAGAUGCCUGUGACUCAUGAUAACAUUCCACGACAAGAAGAAUUAAGUGUCUGGCCACAUUUACACUCAGUGGAAAUUCCUGUCAUCAACGCUGAUGUGGAACUGUUGAUUGGAAGUAACGUUGCAAGAGUAAUGGAACCAUGGGAAGUGGUAAACAGCAAGGAUGGAGGACCCUAUGCUGUCAAAACCCUAUUGGGAUGGGUUAUCAAUGGACCACUGAGAGGAGGCAACGAAACUGGGAGCAGCGAUUCUAUCAUUUCAGUCAACCGAAUAUCUAUUGCUAACAUAGAGGAAUUGUUGGUGAAGCAAUACAAUCAUGACUUUAAUGAGAAGUCAGCAGAGGACAAGCCAGAAAUGUCCAGAGAAGAUCUCAAGUUUAUGGAAAUCAUGAACAGUUCAGCUGAACUCAGCAACGGUCAUUACUGCAUGAGAUUACCUUUCAGAGAGGAAAAUGUCACCAUGCUUAACAACCGUCAGGUUGCUGAACAAAGAGCUCUUUGUUUAAAAAGGAAGUUUAUGAAAAAUGCUACCUUUAAAGAGGAAUACACUCACUUUCUCAGUGAUGUCAUAAAUAAAGGAUAUGCAGAAAAGGUGCCAGAACAUCAACUGAAAGGAAAAGAAGGUAAAGUCUGGUACAUUCCGCAUCAUGGCGUAUACCAUCCAAAAAAGGGAACAUUGAGGGUGGUGUUUGACUGCGGUGCAAGCUUCAAGGGGAUGUCACUCAAUGGUCAUCUACUUCAGGGACCUGAUUUGACGAAUUCAUUACUUGGAGUUCUGACAAGGUUUCGUCAAGAAGUUGUAGCAGUGAUGGCUGAUAUUCAGGCGAUGUAUCAUCAAGUUAAAGUGACAACACAGGAUGUAGAUUUUCUUCGCUUCCUGUGGUGGCCAAGUGGUGAACUAACACAGCAUCUCACUGAAUACAGAAUGACUGUUCAUCUAUUUGGUGCAAUAUCAUCACCCAGCUGUGCUAGUUUCGCCCUAAGAAAAACUGCUGAGGACAACAGGGCAAAGUUUCCAGUACACGUGACGGACACAAUCAAGCACAAUUUCUACGUGGAUGACUGCUUGAAGUCCCUGCCUUCAGAAGCAGAGGCCGUGGCCCUGGUGAGACACCUGACAACUGUAUGCCAGCUGGGUGGUUUUCAGCUGGUGAAAUGGAUUAGCAACAGUAGGUCAGUGUUGGAAUCUAUUGAUGUAGAAAAAAGAGCUAAGGAAGUGAAACAAUUGGAUCUCGACAGAGACAAUCUCCCUGUCGAGAGAACACUUGGACUGCAAUGGUGUGCAGAAACUGACACUUUCAGGUUCAAAAUGGCAGUUCAGGAAAGACCACUGACAAGACGAGGUAUCUUGUCUGUAAUAAGCUCAGUAUACGAUCCCAUAGGAUUUUUAGCUCCCUUUACCUUACCUGCCAAGUUGUUGUUGCAACAUCUUUGUAGGUUGAGCUGUGGUUGGGAUGAUCACAUUUCCCCAAACUACCAACUACAAUGGGUGAGGUGGCUAGAAGAUCUAAGAAAGCUCAGCACAUUUAGCGUACCAAGAUGCAUCAAGCCCAAAGAUUUUGGACAGCUCACAAAUGCCCAACUACAUCACUUCUCCGAUGCCAGCGAGGAUGGUUAUGGUACAGUAUCGUACCUGAGGCUGCAGAAUGACAAGAAGAAAAUUCAUCUUCCAUUCAUUCUAGGAAAAGCAAGAGUUGCGCCAUUAAAGAAAGUGACAAUCCCAAGGAUGGAACUAACCGCUGCUGUGCUUGCAGUUCGAAUUGAUAGGUUGUUGAAAGCAGAACUACAGCUAGAGUUGGAAAAUUCAACCUUUUGGAGUGACAGCACAACUGUGUUAAAGUACAUUGGGAAUGAAACAAAGCGUUUUCACACCUUUGUGGCCAAUAGGAUCUCCACAAUAAGAGAAGCUACUGCUGUCUCACAAUGGAGGUAUGUCGAUACAAAGCAGAAUCCUGCUGAUGAGGCUUCACGUGGGGUGAAAAUUGAGUACCUUCUCACAAGCAGCAGAUGGAUCCACGGCCCAGAUUUUCUUCUUAAGAGUGAAGGGGAAUGGCCUGUUAACAUUGUAGAUUCUGUUUCUAUCAGCAGUACUGACCCAGAGGUCAAAGGAGAGGCUACAGUAAAUGCUGUAGUCAUUAAAGAUGUCCUAAAUGUAACAAACACUGUCAACACAGGUACACAGAAUGCAACAAACCAGUUGAUAACUUACUUCUCUUCAUGGAAAAGGUUAAAAACCUCAGUUGCUUGCUUUCUACAGGUGAGAAAGAUGUUGCUGCUGUUGAGUCAGAAGAGAAAAGAAAUACAAGCUUCUGUGUUUAGCAGUGGACUUGACAUAAGUCAACUAAAGGGCAAAGUGGAAAAGGAGAUGCAAAGAUUCAGAACCAAACUGACUGGUCAAACCAUGUCCCCAGAAGAUCUUGAAACCGCUGAAAUGGCUAUCAUCCAAUACUGUCAACUAGACAAGUUCAAUGAUGAAAUAACUGUUUUGAAAGGGGGAACAUCUGGAGUGAAGAAAAGCAGCCAUAUUUAUAAACUUGAUCCAGUGUUUGAAAAGGGGCUUUUGAGAGUGGGUGGAAGGCUCAGUAAAGCAGCAAUGCCUGAGGGCAUGAAACAUCCAGUCAUUUUGGCUAAAGACCAACAUAUCUCCACUCUCAUCCUUCGCCACAUUCAUGAGCAGUUAGGACAUUGUGGAAGAAAUCACCUUCUUUCUAGACUUCGUCAGCGGUAUUGGAUCACCAGCGCAAAUGCUGCUGCUAGAAAGAUUCUUUCAUCCUGCGUCAUUUGCAGACGUUUUAGAGGAAAGCUGGGUGAACAAAAGAUGGCAGAUCUGCCAACAGACAGACUUCAACCUGACCUCCCACCAUUCACAAAUGUGGGUGUUGACUACUUCGGGCCUUUCGAAGUGAAGAGAGGCCGCAGCUUCAUAAAACGCUAUGGUGUUAUCUUCACCUGCAUGGCCAGCAGGGCAGUGCAUUUGGAAAUGGCAUAUUCUUUAGAUACCAGUUCUUGUAUUAAUGCACUGCGCAGAUUUAUAUCCAGAAGAGGUCAGGUAUCUCACAUCAGAUCAGACAACGGGACUAACUUCGUAGGAACAGAACGUGAGCUGAGAGAGGCUCUGUCUGCUCUUAAUCAUCAAAAAAUUCAAAAUGCAUUACUUCAGUCAGAAGUGAAAUGGAGCUUCAAUACUCCUGCUGCAUCACAUCAUGGCGGAACAUGGGAAAGACUCAUUCGCAUGGUCAGACAGGUGCUGAACUCAGUCCUUCAUCAGCAAAGUGUGGAUGAUGAGGGGUUACAAACUCUUCUGUGUGAGGUGGAAGCCAUAUUAAAUGACCGUCCCAUCACCAAACUAUCAGAUGAUCCUAACGACCUGGAACCCUUGACCCCAAAUCAUAUCCUUCUGUUGAAAGGCAAACCUGCACUUCCACCUGGGCUUUUCGAAAAGAGUGAUUUGUACACGAAACGACGGUGGAAGCAAGUUCAGUUCUUAUCGGAUCUCUUCUGGCACAGAUGGGUUCGGGAGUACUUACCUCUGUUACAGGAACGACAACGGUGGUCCAAGGACAGGAGAAGCUUUGUCAUUGGAGACAUAGUCAUUGUGGCAGACUCUACUGCCCCUCGCGGAUCCUGGUUGUUAGGGAAAGUACUACAGACAUUUCCUGACUCACAAGGACUUGUGCGGUCUGUUAAAGUACAGACCAAAUGUAACAUUCUGGAGAGACCAGUUACAAAGAUUUGUCUUCUGCGGGAAGCUGGAUAG
This is a messenger RNA of Rhinichthys klamathensis goyatoka, 4386 nucleotides long. RefSeq lists its product as uncharacterized. The record is from RefSeq and is a predicted model, not a curated record. Gene Ontology annotation, molecular function: zinc ion binding; nucleic acid binding. Gene Ontology annotation, biological process: DNA integration. Lineage: Eukaryota; Metazoa; Chordata; Actinopteri; Cypriniformes; Leuciscidae. Bases 106 to 4386 code for a protein of 1426 amino acids. The transcript has a single exon.